Contarinia nasturtii (swede midge) is the source of this 1672-nucleotide messenger RNA. RefSeq names its product STE20-related kinase adapter protein alpha (gene Stlk). Gene Ontology annotation, molecular function: protein serine/threonine kinase activator activity; protein kinase activity; ATP binding. The transcript is spliced from 7 exons. Lineage: Eukaryota; Metazoa; Arthropoda; Insecta; Diptera; Cecidomyiidae. Gene Ontology annotation, biological process: protein phosphorylation. Bases 357 to 1433 code for a protein of 358 amino acids. The record is from RefSeq and is a predicted model, not a curated record.
UUCAAUGUCUAUAUCUGUGUAUUUGAUUUCAAAGUGCUCGCUAAAAUCGGUUCAUCGGUUUUCGUUGACAUUAGAACGAUGACUUUUUGCUAAAUUUGAAUGCUUAAAUUAACGUAAUCGUGUUCAUCAAUUAAAAAAAAAAACACAUUCAAAUAUUUCGCGACACACCGCAUAUGUUUAGCCGUCAAUAAAUGUUAUUACAGACAUUAUGACCAAUUGUUUUCGAUGAAUUUCGACAUUUCUACAUUGAUUCAAUGAAAUAUGAACGUCAAUUCAUAUUGAAGACAUAAAAAGCGGCUGAAAAAAAAUCGAAAGAAGAAAAACAAAACAAUCAAUCGAAGAAAAAUUGAAAUCAAAUGGAGUUAACGUUAGACGAAAAUCCAGCAAAUUAUGAAAUUAAAACGGAACUAUCAAGCUGCUGUUUCGGCAUUGGUGUUGUUUACUUGGCAAAGCAUGUGCCGACCCAACAAUUUGUGACCGUAAAAAAGUUUCAAAUGGACAAAGCAAAAGAAGAGAGUAAUUUAAUUCGGGAGGAGAUUUUAACAAUGCGUCAAUUCGAUUGUGCUUAUGUGCUGCCAAUGCAUACAGCAUUUGUCAAAAAUUCAGAUGUAUACGUGAUAUCACCGCUGAUGUGCUACAACUCUUGCCGAGACGCAAUGAAUACGUAUUUUACGACAGGUUUCCCAGAAAUUAUCGUUGGCCUUAUAUUACGCGAUGUUUUACUCGGACUGGAAUAUAUACACAAAAAAGGUUACAUUCAUCGUUCAAUUCGCGCCAGUCACAUUCUCAUCAAUCAAACGAAAGCGGUUCUUUGUGGUUUUCGUGAACCAAUCACACUUAUCACGAACGGUCAACGCACACAAAAACUUUAUGAUUUACCAUCGAACAGUGUGAAAAGUUUAAAUUGGCUAGCACCCGAAGUGUUGGAACAAAAUUUAGCUGGUUAUACGGAAAAAUCGGAUAUUUACAGUAUUGGCAUUACGACAUGUGAAUUGGCCAAUGGGCUUGAACCGUUUGCAAAUAUGCCAACCACAUUUAUGCUGACGGAAAAAAUGCGCGGAAAUCAACCAGUUUUGUUUGAUUGUUCGACAUGUCCGGACGAAAUAUUCGCUUCAGCCGGUAGCACGUCUGAUAUAGAUAACAAUUUUGCAUACCAAACCCACCAAAUCUAUAGAGAACGAAAACUCAGCGAUCAUUUUCACAAAUGUGCCGAAAUAUGUAUGGAAAGAUAUCCAGAUGAUCGGCCGAGCAUAGUUGAAUUACAAAAUCAUCCAUUUUUCAAACAAGCGAAACGCACAACAUUGGCCGAAAAUUUUAGUUCGACAGGUAUUGACAAAUACAAUUGCACCAAACUAAGUUCAGGUGAAGAUAUCGGUUUAUCAUGUGAAAUGGCUGACAUGAGUUUAAGCGGAUUAUUUGAAUGGGAUUUUUAAUUGUUGAUUUUGGCGAAUUACAAAUUAAACGAGUCAAUCAUUAAGUCAAAUGUAUUUCGUGAUCCAUUGUUUUUAAUUUAAUAGAAAAACUGUUUAUAUUCAUAAGAAAAUGAUGAAAUCCGAAUUACAUCGAUUCCACCAUAUGCCAAUUCCAUUGAAAAUGAUUUGUACUUUUUUCAUUGCGAUACAGACCCAGUAUGGGCGCUUAUUAAGGAACCAAUUAAAAAAAAUGACAACUA